Oxyura jamaicensis (ruddy duck) is the source of this 2628-nucleotide messenger RNA. It is a transcript of the gene SCARB2, whose product is annotated as scavenger receptor class B member 2. The transcript is spliced from 12 exons. Gene Ontology annotation, biological process: protein targeting to lysosome; receptor-mediated endocytosis. The coding region runs from base 92 to 1537 and encodes 481 amino acids. Gene Ontology annotation, molecular function: scavenger receptor activity. NCBI's taxonomy places the organism in Eukaryota, Metazoa, Chordata, Aves, Anseriformes, Anatidae. Gene Ontology annotation, cellular component: lysosome; membrane; cytoplasm. The record is from RefSeq and is a predicted model, not a curated record.
CCGCCCGCCCCUUGCGCCCGGCCCGGGGCCUGGCGGCGGCUGUGGCGGCGGCGGCGGUGGCGGCUGUGUCCCUGUUGGUCGGGCGGCGGCCAUGAAGUCGCUGUGCCUCGUCACGGCGGGGGUCCUGGCCCUGACGCUGCUCAUCGCCAGCAUCUCCUUGCUGGUGGCGCACGUCUUCCAGUCCGUGGUGGACCUGCAGGUGAAGCAGGGAACAGUAUUAAAAAAUGGCACAGAAACCUUUGAAGCCUGGGAAGAUCCUCCUCCACCAGUCUACAUGCAGUUCUACUUUUUUAAUGUGACAAAUCCGUUAGAAGUGCUUCAAGGAGCUACUCCUCUUGUAGAGGAAAAAGGGCCGUACACCUACCGAGAAUACAGGCCAAGAGUGCAUGUUCAGUUUUUGGACAAUGGCACCAAAGUAUCUGCUCUGAAUCCAAAGACAUAUGUAUUUGAGCCUCAGAAGUCAGUUGGAGACCCUGAAGUGGAUCUCAUCAGAACAAUUAAUGUACCUGCAGUGACUGCAAUGGAGUGGACCAGGGCAACCUCUCUUCAGUUUGCCACAGAGGUGCUGUUGCUCCUAUACCAAGAAUCCCUGUUUACAGUUCGCACCGUGCAUGAAUUACUGUGGGGCUACAAGGACAGGCUGCUGUCAACCAUUCAUCUUCUGCAUCCCGAGAUCGAUCCAGUGUUUGGUUUCUUUAAUAAGAUGAAUGGAACUGAUGAUGGAGAAUAUGUUUUCCUAAGCGGGGAAAGGAACUACCUUAACUUCUCAAGGAUUGUGGAAUGGAAAGGAAAAGAGUCAUUGAAUUGGUGGACAACAAAGUCAUGUAACAUGAUCAACGGAACAGAUGGGACAUCCUUUCACCCACUGAUUAGCAAAGAUGAGAACAUUUAUAUCUUCUCCUCUGAUUUCUGCAGAUCUUUUUACCUGGUAUACGAUAGCACGGGAAGCGUUGCAGGCAUCCCAACCUACCGCUUUGUGCCCUCUCCUAUGGUGUUUGCCAACACCACCAUUAACCCAGACAAUGCUGGAUUCUGUGUGCCUCCAGGAAACUGCCCUGGCACUGGGGUCCUCAAUGUCAGCAUCUGCAAGCAAGGUGCUCCCAUAUUUCUAUCAGCUCCACAUUUCUACCAAGCAGAGCAAAAGUUUAUAGAGGACAUAGAGGGCAUGCACCCAACCAAGGAAUAUCAUGAGACAUUUGUGGACAUCAAUCCCCUGACAGGGCUUGUCCUUCGAGCAGCCAAGCGGAUGCAGGUCAAUGUUCAUGUCAGAAAACUACCUGAAUUUUUUGAAACAGGCAACAUCCGAACACUAAUUUUCCCAGUGAUGUAUCUAAAUGAGAGUGUUCUGAUUGAUGAAGCAUCUGCCAGCAAACUCAAGCACGUCUUGCUGGAAGCCAGUGUUGUAACUGGAAUCCCCUUUGUAAUCAUGGCUAUCGGAAUUGUUUUUGGGAUUGUUUUUAUUGUGCUCGUGUGCAGGUCCCGGGGGGUAAGUGAAGAGAGUACUGAAGAAGAAAGGUCCCCACUCAUCAGGACAUAGUAGUAGAUUUUCUUUAACACGUGAGCUUGGAGAAUAAAUUAAUAGAGCUGACCUAAUAGCAACUACUGCUACCCACCGUUGUCCACCGUGGAGAAACAAUCAUGUCAAGUGUAAGUUUUUGUGGUAUAGAGAUGGAAGAGAAUCUGGACUGUCAUCAAAGGAGGAGACCUUUCUUACCACCUAAGUUACAACUUUAAAACUACGUUUUAAAACUGCUCAAGAUCCUGCUUUUUCAGCUCUGCACUCUCUUGUACCUGCACUGACACCCAUAGACGAUCAUAACCACCAUAUCAGUGAAAAGAAAAAAGGCCUGAUUCAUCACAGAAAUGACAGGGGUAAAUUUUGCAAAUGGCCUUAGGAGCGUGGGCUGCAAAGUACCCUUGUAAAGACACAGCAGGUUCCCAUAUCACCCAGGAAGACCUGUCAUUUUUUCCUGUAGGCCUAGUAUUGUUUUUUCUGUAAAGUGUUGCGCGCUGCUUACUACCAGUAUGCACUGACUGUUUACUAUUAAUGUCAUUGGUCCUUCCACAGAACUGAUUUGUACGACUAAUCCAAAAUAUCGCGUGAAACGUUUUAAGUAUCUGUAGUUAAUGGGGAGAAAGAAUCCAGUGACUGGAAAUGCUUUUACGUACAGACCUCGUAACUGUUCUAACUCUGCACACGAUCCUAUUGCAUGUUAGUGUUACAUCUAUCCUUAAGAUCUGGAUUUGUUUCAACUUGAAAAAACAGGAGAAAACAAAACACAACAUUCAUCUUGAUGGUGGAAGGCACAAAAACGGUGUUCUUUUUUCUCUGGUGUUUGUGUCACGGUUCCCAGCUCUGUGGUUUAAUAUGAAUGCAGAUUUGGCAGUUACGUUUAUUGUUCAGGAUAAAAGCACACCUCUGUAUUAAGGUAUGUGUAGGGCCUUGAAAAGCCGUAACGGUGUUUUACUUGCCAAGUGGAAACUUGUUUUCAGAAAUUACAAAAGUAUUUUUCCCGUGGUGAGAGGGAUAUUCUAAUUGGGAAGUAUUUCCAUUGGAUCUAGAUAGCAAAACAUAUUUUAAAAUGUAUUAUUUUCUUCUAAAUAGAGGUAUUGUUUUUUUCCAUUGUU